AUGUUGUACGCUGAAACUCGUGACCGGGUUCCGGUACCACCCACUGCGUGGAAUCUGAGUCGCCGUCCAUCCACCGACGACGAACUAAUGACCUGCUCGACACCGGCACCGCCUAGCCUCGCCUCGAUUCGACUCGUGAAACGCCACGUGAAACCUAUCUUCGUCGUCGUCACUACGAAAGCGGAAACCAGUUCGAUUGAUUAUUUUCUUUGCCGUCCCGUGUGA
Messenger RNA from Soboliphyme baturini, 225 nucleotides. The record is from the annotation of a GenBank genome assembly. Lineage: Eukaryota; Metazoa; Nematoda; Enoplea; Dioctophymatida; Soboliphymatidae.